Enterobius vermicularis (human pinworm) is the source of this 264-nucleotide messenger RNA. Lineage: Eukaryota; Metazoa; Nematoda; Chromadorea; Rhabditida; Oxyuridae. The record is from the annotation of a GenBank genome assembly.
AUGCUCUCCAAGAAGAUCCCAAUUUGUAGUCGUAAAAAAUUAAGUAAAGCUGAAACAUUACGUGAAGCGUUACUGUACAUCAAAUAUUUACAAGAAGUUUUAGCGGAAACUGAGCGUACACAGUUUUGUCCAUUUGCAACUUUACCGAUUUCAUCGUCGUCGUUGUCGUCGUCGUCGUCGUCAACUGACUAUAAUUUUUCAAGCACAGAAUCUUCAUCAUUUAGUACAGAUUCUCAACUGAACAACUGUAAAACGCCGUAUUAG